GCGCAGUGGCAGUGUUUGCAUUCCGCCUCCCUCCUGACUGACAGCGCCGUUAGCCGCCGCCGCUCACCGGCGAUGAGACAGCAAACGCGGACUCGAUUAAACACACCGAGAUGGACUUGGCGAGCACUUUUUACCACUACAAAGACGGGUAUUAUUUAGACGCCGCUGUCUGUCGACGGUAGAUGGUUGUUUGCAUCGGUUGAGGUGGUUUUUUUUCGCGGGGGGGGGCAAAAAAAAAACUCGACGUCCGGGGAAAAGACAAGGAUGAGACGACUGGUUGGUUUCCUGCGACAUUACACCGGCGAGCUAAAGCGGCGUCCACAUUUCUGCCUGAAGACCACCCGAGGGCACCUUUAGCUGUGCGUGGAUGUGCUCACCUGUGUCGUUGCGACACUGGUCACCUUAAAAUAAUCGCGGUUAUCUGUGAAAAUGUGCGCGAAGUUACAGAAGAGGCUGGGCUAAUUGCUGCUAGCUUUUGGAGCUAAACCAAACAGCGAGCUGAAUAUCCUUUGUUUUUUUUAUUUCCUUUAAUUGAAGACGGUGUUUAUUUGUUGUUUUUAUCCGUCUGAAAGUGGAUUAACACUCGUGUUGUCUCGCGUUACAGCCCGGAGCGUUGAAUUAGAUUUUUUUUUUUUUUAAAGGACAUAAAUCAUCUGACUUCUCACUGAUGGCUCGUUAGUAUCGCGGUACCGCAGCUGACCCCGGUAAGGUUGCUCACACAGCCGCUUCUUAGCUUUUAAUAGCUCCCUCGGCUGCAGGAAAAAUGCACCACCAGGAGUUUCCCGGAGAGCAGUCCGGGUCGGGGAGCAGGAAACCCGCGUACCACUACAGGAGGGGCAGCAGCGGUGCGCCGGCCUCCUCCGCACCCGGCGGCGGCGGGGCAAACCCGGGGGACGACACCGCAACCCCGGCUGGAUCCUCCUCUCCCGGUCUCCACCACCACCAGCCGCAGUCCCAAGCCGCCGGCGCUCAGGUGAAGAAGAAGAGCGGCUUCCAGAUCACCAGCGUCACCUCGGCUCAGAUUAACGUGAGUGGCAACAACAGCCUGGCGGACGACACCGAGAGCUACGAUGACAUGGAUGAGUCGCACACGGAGGACCUCUCCUCCUCCGAGAUGCUGGAUGUGUCCGUGUCCAGAGCCACGGACACGGGUGUGCCCGAGAGGAGCUCCUCGGAUGAGACCCUGAACAGCCUCCACGGGGUGGACACGCCUGGUCUUGUGUCCCCCAAUGAGCCCCUGAACCCUCACCCUCUACCUCAGGGGGCUCAGCAGCUCACCUCGCUGGUAAACGGGACCAUGCAUCAUUUCUAUCCUCAGCAACACGGCCACCGUCGCUCGGACAGCUCGGGAGGAGCAGAACCCUCGUUGGUAGCUCUCCCCGUGGCGAGUUCGAGCCCGGUUAUGGUCUCCAAACCGGUGUUGGACAGUACGAAACCUGCAGGUGGGGCGGCUCAACCGGGAGCUUCUGUUGUUGCCUCUGAUCCGCAUCCGCAGGGCAGCGGGAGCCUGUCGACUGCGGUUCCUCCUGCGGGGUUUGACCCCGUCGGAGGAGGAACUCAAACCCAGCCCGCCCAAACUCAGACGGCCACCGGCUCUCGUUUCAGGGUGGUCAAGCUGGACACCAACUCUGAGCCGUUCCGCAAAGGACGCUGGACGUGUACGGAGUAUUACGAGAAGGAGAUUCCUCAACCGGCCGCGGCGGAGGCCCCGAAAGGUCCAGAGGUGGAGACGGAGGCAGGUACCACCGGGUCGAGUCAGGCCGUACCUGCUGCACCGCCGAGCCAAGACUUCCCCCUUCCCCAGGGACCGGCGGCUCCUCUCGCUCUGCCUACAGCACCGCCACAGCCUCCCUCUGUAAUACCCCAGCAGCUGCCCUAUGGGUUCGAUCCCCACCACCAACAACAAGGUUACCCCGCGCCUCAGGUCCACGCAGGCGUCCGGCAGCCAGACUUCAUCCAGCCCACCGCUCCCUUCCAGACCCAGGUCCAGCCUCCGCCGGUUCCAGGCGGCGUAACUCAACCCCAGCUACAACCGCAGCCCCCCUCCGCCGCCGCCGCCCCGCUGACGCACCCCCACGGCACCUACAUGCCUCUGACCGCCGCACUCCAGCCCCUCCUCGCCCCGGGUGCGACCUUCACCCAGGUUCCCGUAAACACCUCCCACCUGGAGGACGCCCAGAAGUUUCUGCUCCAGCAUCAAGGCCUGUUGAGUCUGCCCCGGCUGGGGGCGGCAGCCGGCGGAGGCGGAGGCGGCGGCGCGGACGGCGGCGGUGCUGCUCGAACCCUGGCCCACAUGGGGAUGUCGGCGGAGGCCAGUGCCUUCAUGGCUGCCGCUGCGGGACUCAGGACUCACGCUGAAGGAGAGGACGACAGCUCCUCUGGUGCCAGUGUGGUGGCCAUAGACAACAAGAUUGAACAAGCCAUGGACCUGGUGAAAGAGCCACCUGAUGUACGCCGUCCGCAGGAGGUGGAGGUGCUGAAGGAGCAGAUAAAGAGCUUGAUCGAGCGCAACACUCAGCUGGAGCAGGACAACCUGCUCAAGAACCUGGCCAGCCCCGAGCAGAUGGCUCAGUUCCAGGCGCAGGUCCAGGACUGCGGCUCGCCGACCGGCCGGCAGCCUCUGGUCCCGGCGGACCACGCAAUCGUCCCCGUCACACAGACUCCGCACGUCUGCGUAAACACAGAAGCUGCACAUGGAGACCCCUCCACUAGGAUAAGGGAGGAGGGAGGGACAAUGCGUCGUCGUGGUGAUGAAUAUGAUUGGGGGGAAGAGCAGCCUACAGGAAGCGCCAGCGACCCUCGCAACCGCGCCGUUGUUCGGCGAGGGAGGAGCUUAACGCGGCCGACAAUCGAGAGCGCGCUUUGUGUCAGUGCCGCGAAUCCUCGCAGCGUGCGUGACUGUGAAAGUGGUGCCAUCGCUUAG
Molecule: messenger RNA, 2923 nt
Organism: Morone saxatilis (striped sea-bass)
Lineage: Eukaryota; Metazoa; Chordata; Actinopteri; Moronidae
Product: TSC22 domain family protein 1-like
Biological process (GO): regulation of transcription by RNA polymerase II
Source: RefSeq, a predicted model, not a curated record